GCCGGCCCGGCGGCGGGGAGGGGACUCGGCCGCCCGCCCCCCUCCCCCGACUCACCGUCCGGGGCGGCGGCAGCGGCCGGGGCCUUUCCACGGGGGGAGGCGUCCUGAGGUCCUCCAGCCCCUCCCGGCCCCGGCCCCGAUUCGGUCGCACCGAAAGUGUCCCGGCCCCGUCUCCCCUCGCCGCCCUCCCGGUGUGUCCCCCCCGCCCCGCUGGGCCCUGCGGGAGGGACCGGGCAGGGGGUCCCCGGCCCCGGGCGGGUUCGUUGUCCGGCACCGCUGACCCCGGCACAGGCGGUGACACAUCAUGUGCCAGGCGCAAUCCCGGUGGAUGAAGGAUGCCCCCGGGAGCUCUCGGUAGGCACCGAAGGCCUCAAACUUUUGUAGGCGAAAGCGAAGACGUGAGAAUUGUCUGGGAAAGCUCCUUCGAGGAAACUUGGUUCCAGCUCCCCAACGGCUGAAACGCCCCCAGCCCCUGCUCCCGGGACACUCCUCCCUCCGCCCGGCCCGCAGCGAUGAGCUGCUAGGGAUGGAAAGCCACGAGAGGGACUGGGAGCUGGGCUGGUUCCACGGGGUGGCCUGACGGCCCCAGGAUGACCUAACUGGGCCCAGUCCAGGCCAGGUGACUGGGAAGAGCCCCGGCAGCGGGACCGGGCCGGAGGCAAAGCGAGUCCCAAACUGAGCGUGUCCCUUCACACAUUUAUGUUCUUUUUCAAAGACGUUCUGGAGCCAGGCCGGGAUCUUUUGGCAUCCAACUGACCUGGAAGCAGCUCUUAGGUUUGGUUUUUCUGUUGUUUUUUCUUCUUCUUCUUUUUUUUUUUUUUUUUGGUUGUUUUUUAAUUCACGUUUGUACAAUCUUCCGGAUAUCUUCUUUCCUUCCUUUUUUUUUCCUUUUUUUUUUUUUUUCCUUGUCCCAAGAAGGAGUAAAAAGGGAGUGUUGGAAACUUAACAUUUAAACAGGAUUAAAGCCCUGAGCGCUUGAGGGGAAAACAGGUUAAGGAACUUAAUCCAGGAUGGAUCUGCAGGAGCCGCAGCAGCUGGGAAUGUUCGCGGAGGGCGAGCUGAUGUCGGUGGGGAUGGACACGUUCAUCCACCGCAUCGACUCCACCGAGGUCAUUUACCAGCCCCGGCGCAAGCGGGCCAAGCUCAUCGGCAAGUACCUCAUGGGGGACCUGCUGGGGGAGGGCUCCUACGGCAAAGUCAAGGAGAUGCUGGACUCGGAGACCCUGUGCAGGAGGGCUGUCAAGAUCCUGAAGAAGAAGAAGCUGCGCCGGAUCCCCAACGGGGAGGCCAACGUGAAAAAGGAAAUCCAGCUCCUGCGGCGAUUACGGCACAAAAACGUCAUCCAGCUGGUAGAUGUGUUGUACAACGAGGAGAAGCAGAAAAUGUAUAUGGUGAUGGAGUACUGUGUGUGUGGGAUGCAGGAGAUGCUGGACAGUGUCCCAGAAAAGAGGUUUCCAGUGUUUCAGGCUCACGGGUACUUUUGUCAGCUUAUAGAUGGCUUAGAAUACUUGCACAGCCAAGGGAUUGUCCACAAGGAUAUCAAACCGGGGAACCUCCUGCUAACAACCAACGGGACACUAAAAAUAUCCGAUUUAGGCGUAGCAGAGGCAUUGCAUCCGUUUGCGGAGGACGACACGUGCAGGACGAGCCAAGGGUCGCCAGCAUUCCAGCCCCCAGAAAUUGCCAACGGCCUUGACACCUUUUCAGGCUUUAAAGUCGACAUCUGGUCCGCGGGGGUGACGCUAUACAACAUCACAACGGGUCUGUACCCUUUUGAAGGGGAUAAUAUCUAUAAAUUAUUUGAAAACAUCGGGAAAGGCGACUACACAAUUCCAGAGGAUUGUGGUCCUCCACUCUCGGACUUACUGAGAGGGAUGCUGGAAUACGACCCAGCCAAGAGGUUCUCAAUACAGCAGAUAAGGCAGCACAACUGGUUUCGGAAGAAACACGCUCAGGCAGAGGCGCUGGUGCCGAUCCCGCCCAGCCCCGAGACGAAGGACCGGUGGAGGAGCAUGACGGCGGUGCCUUACCUGGAGGAUCUGCAUGGCUACAACGAGGAGGAGGACGAGGACUUGUAUGACAUUGAAGAUGAUAUCAUCUACACUCAGGACUUCACAGUACCAGGACAGGUGCCUGAGGAGGAGGCCGGGCAGAACGGGCAGAGCCGGGGCAAGGGGCUGCCCAAGGCCGUGUGCAUGAACGGGACGGAGCCGGGGCAGCUGAGCGCCAGGGCCAAGGGCGAGCGCCGCGCCAGCGCCUCCUCCAACCCCUCCCGCAAGGCCUGCUCUGCCAGCAGCAAGAUCCGCAAGCUCUCCACCUGCAAACAGCAGUGAGCUCUGCCCAGCAUCCCCGGGCACGGGCCUGCGUCCCCCCUCCUCGCCCCAGCUCUGCCUCUCUCCUGGGACUGGACUGUGCUUGCGAUCCAAAAAGAAACCAGAGGAAACCAACCAAGGACCCCCUUCCCUCCCUGCGCCCCCCGCUCCGGCAGCGCCAGGACCCGAGGCCGUGGUGGCCGCACUCCCCGGACGCCUGGGAGUUGAACUUUGCAGCUGCCAGGACGCUGUCCCCCCCAAUCACUCUUUGCCAAUCAAGACACUGAUUCUGUUUUUAAUUUUGCGAUGGGAAGGUGGGAUGAGGGGGCUGGGGGGGGUGGGAGCCGCCCCCCUGCUGGGCCCCCCGGCCGUGUAGAGUCGUGCAAAGCCAUUGCCGUGCACUUUAUGUUUUAGACUACUGUUAUAUAUUAUAUAUUUUCCUCUUUUUUUUUUUUUUUUGUUUUGUUUAUAUUUGCGGUAUAUUUAGAGAUUCCUACACAUCGUGAUGUGUUAAAAUAAACCAGAUGAGGAAAAAAAGCCAGGUAUUAAGACAAAGCAGAACUCUGUUACACCUGCAUGCUGCACGGGGGCUCUGAAGGGAACAGGGCCUGGGAAGGGCUCAGGGCUUGGAAGGGAUCAAGGCCUGGGAAGGGCUCAGAGCUUGGAUGGGCUCGGGCUCAGAAGGAAUCGGGGCACUGGCAGCCACUUGGCUCCUUUUUUCUCUCUCUUUUUUUUUCUUCUUCUUUUUUUUUUUUUUUUUUUUUUUUUUUAAAGAAAAUAAAGUGAAAAGAGCA
Myiozetetes cayanensis is the source of this 3106-nucleotide messenger RNA. It is a transcript of the gene STK11, whose product is annotated as serine/threonine kinase 11. Gene Ontology annotation, biological process: regulation of cell growth; establishment of cell polarity; protein phosphorylation. The transcript has 10 exons. Gene Ontology annotation, cellular component: cytoplasm. Gene Ontology annotation, molecular function: protein kinase activator activity; protein serine/threonine kinase activity; ATP binding. Bases 1011 to 2333 code for a protein of 440 amino acids. NCBI's taxonomy places the organism in Eukaryota, Metazoa, Chordata, Aves, Passeriformes, Tyrannidae. The record is from RefSeq and is a predicted model, not a curated record.